Neurospora tetrasperma FGSC 2508 is the source of this 1157-nucleotide messenger RNA. RefSeq lists its product as uncharacterized. The transcript is spliced from 2 exons. The record is from RefSeq and is a predicted model, not a curated record. Bases 74 to 634 code for a protein of 186 amino acids. NCBI's taxonomy places the organism in Eukaryota, Fungi, Ascomycota, Sordariomycetes, Sordariales, Sordariaceae.
CUCUCAGCACCCUCCAACGGAUCAUAUUACUUCAUACAGAGGUUCGACCACAGUCGCUCGCUAACUGUUCACUAUGAAGUUCUCAAUGAUUCCUGUGGCCGGGGCCCUCUUCGUUGCCGGAGUGAACGCCAAGGUCUCCGGCUGCAUCGCCGUUGCUGUCAAGGCCAUCCCUAAUUGCGCCCAGACAUGCUUCAUCGACAACGCCCCGUCUAUCGGCUGUGAUGGCUUCGACUUUGCCUGUCAAUGUGAAAAGCAAGCUGCCUUCUUCGCCGCUAUCGAGUCCUGCGUUGCCGAUUCUUGCGAGACGUCUCAGUUCCAGCCCGUGAUCGAUGGUGCUGCCGAGGUCUGCGCCUGUGCUAUCCCCGGUAACUCACCUCAUACCGUCUCUGGGAGUGUCGUGCCUCCUAAAGGCACUGUGAGCAGCAUCGUUCCAUGCCCAACAACGAUCGGAUCCGUAAUCCCAUCUGGCAUCGCCUCGGCUUACCCCACCCUUUCCGAGGGUUACCCCAUCGCGUCUGAGAUGCCUGGUGCCUCGUCGACUAGUGCCAAACCUCCCGCCGCAACGGGUGGCGCCGGCCGCUCUGCCCAGAUCGGUCUCGGCGCCGGCAUUGCCGUCGCUUUUGCUCUUCUUUAAGUCCGGGAAUGGUUUGGGAAACUACGACGGAACGAUCAGUACCCGAUUGAGACGGGAAUAAACGAAAGUAAACGAGCAUGGAAAAAUGAAAAUGACCUGGAGCAUGAGACACACAAACAGAAUGACGACACCGUAACACUGAACAGCAAGGGAAUUCGACGACUCCGAUUCUGACAAUACCCAAGGAUAUCUAUGUACCCAACAAAAACAACAAUAACAACCUAAUUCCAACUUUCACUUCUCAAAGCCCGAUACCCAUUGCACGCAGUCUUACUCAGGGGUACAAUCGAGCUCUCAUCCUCGCUUUUGCUUUUGAGAGAAGGAGUUUUUGAGGGAUCUGAUCCACCUGGAUCAGGAAAGAAAACUGAGCGAGGACGGGCAAAUUUUCCACAAUUGCAGGGGUUGAUUCCACCAUAAUGAAUGGAUAUCUCUAAGUCUUGUCGUCGUCGUCGAAGGAGGAGGAAGAAUAUAAUCGGAAUAAACAUCAAGAAUAGCUAUAUUAUAUACUAUUGUCUAAUUUUCG